AUGGAUGCGUUUUCGCUCAACAUCUCUGCUUCUAGCGGUGUGCGCAAGCCUGGUAAGCAGAAAAAUACCUUUCGCGCUAAGAAAUUGGCCAGGCGUGCCAAGGUAAAAGCAAAAAAGCUAGGAAAUGUGACUCAAAAGCCAUCCCACCACCAAUUCGGACAACGUCGUAAUAACUACCCGCGCAAUGAAUCAAAUCAUAUGGAAGUAGAGACUCGCAAAAUACAAACGGUACUUGAUGCACCUAAGGUCAAAAUUAACCCUUAUGAAUCUGCGGAAGCGAUAGAAGAUAUGCCGAUGAAACAGGAAGAGCCUGACGCAAUGAGCGAUGUAUCGAAAAAGGAGGUAGAAGUGCUAGUAGAAACCCAAGUUAAUGUUGAAUGCGAUCCAGUUGCAACAGAAUCGAUACAAUCGAAGAAUAAUAAGUCGUUUGGCACGCGUCGCAAUCCUAACAAACAGGACUAUAAUUUAUCGAAGUUCACUCAGCCUCGUGUCCAGAUUGAUAAUGAAUUGUCCAAACCGUUGAUAUCAUCAUCAAGUGAUAGGAUUUUUGCAGCCAACACGUUCGAGUCGAUGCAAAUGGCAGAAAAAUUGGUGAAUGUGCUUAAAAAGGAUACAGAGAGUGGUGGCUUUGGUUUUGCACGGCCAACCUAUGUGCAGGUGCAAACAAUACCAUCAGUGCUUAACGGCAAUGACGUACUGGUCAAAAGUGAAACAGGAUCUGGAAAAACACUUGCGUAUCUGUUACCGAUUGUUCAAAAACUUCAAGCAGUGUUGCCGAAAAUUCAGCGACAAGAUGGCUGCAUGGCGCUGGUCUUGGCGCCAACUCGUGAGUUGUGUACGCAGAUUUUAGAGACGGCUAAUCGACUUAUUCAGCCGUUUGUGUACCUCGUGCCUGGUGCCAUAAUCGGUGGCGAGAAGAAGAAAGCAGAAAAGGCACGACUUCGUAAGGGUAUCACGAUUUUGAUCGCUACUCCUGGUCGUUUAGCAGACCAUCUUGUGAACACCCAAUCAUUUAACUACUCUCGUCUGCAAUUUCUAGUGCUUGACGAAGCAGAUCGUCUAUUGGAUAUGGGCUUUGAGAAGCAGCUUACUCAAAUUUUGACCAUUCUGGACGCCAAAACGCAGUCGCAAAAGCGGCAGAACCUUUUAGUAUCUGCCACUGUUAGUAGUGGCGUGGAGCAGCUCGCCAAGAUGAGUUUGUCUAAUGCUGUGUUUAUCGAUGCCGACGUAAUUAGUAGCGGUGUUGAUGUCCCAUCUCCAACCAAGGCGUCAAGUCAAGACAAGUUUUCGACUCCGCAUCAAUUAGUGCAACAUUUCAUGCUCGUGCCGGCAAAAACACGAUUGUGUGCACUAACUUGUUUUUUGCGAGAGGAACUGCGCUAUACCUCUCAAGGUUCAAUAAGGAGUGCUUCGGACAAAUGCAAAAUUGUUGUAUUUUUGUCAACUUGUGACGCUGUGGACUUUCACCACGCUCUAUUUCGAAAGUGUGCUUGGCCAUCGGGAAAGGGAUCACCGGAAGAAUCCGAGAACAGCGCAGGCAAUGACUCUGCGUCGCUCUUUGGCAGUCAGGGUCCUGUCUUUCGUCUGCAUGGAAACAUACCCCAACAGAAGCGUGUGGCUACUUUUAAAACCUUCUGCUCUUCCACAUCCGGCAUACUGCUGUGCACUGAUGUUGCAGCACGUGGUUUAAAUUUGCCGACGGUCAAGUGGAUUGUACAGUAUGAUCCACCCACUGAAACUCGUGACUACGUGCAUCGUGUUGGUCGUACAGCUCGAAGUGGAAACCAAGGAAGCAGUCUUUUGUUUUUGAUGCCUUCCGAGUCAGAUUAUCUCAACUAUCUGAGCAAACAAGGAUUAAAGUUAAAUGCUUUGAGUCUGGAAAAGACUGUCGCACGGGUUGGAAAACAUGGGGGAUUUUUGACUACUCGCAAAAAACUGCUCCAUGAGGUUGUACAGAGUGAUCUACAAUUUUUAUUUGAGCAGACACUUCUAGCAGACAAAGAUCUCUUUGAAUUGGCAUGUCAAGCGUUCCACUCGUUUGUUCGUAGUUACGCUACACACUCGUCCGAUACACGAAACAUUUUCCACGUCCGUAGUCUGCACUUUGGUCACGUUGCCAAAAGUUUUGCAUUGCGUGACCCACCUGCGUCUUCAAAAUUGCGUGAAACAGGGCGAAACGCAAAAAAGGGUUCGCUACAGAAGCGCAAGGAACGUGAUGACAAGCAACAGGCCGUGAUUGCGAAAAAGCAAAGGAAGUUGCGUGAUAAGAAGCGUCACUAUGCACAUAAUGUCUCGGAAUUUGCUGACUAG
Messenger RNA from Plasmopara halstedii, 2310 nucleotides. Its product is annotated as dead deah box rna. Gene Ontology annotation, biological process: ribosome biogenesis. Gene Ontology annotation, cellular component: nucleus. NCBI's taxonomy places the organism in Eukaryota, Oomycota, Peronosporomycetes, Peronosporales, Peronosporaceae. The record is from RefSeq and is a predicted model, not a curated record. The transcript has a single exon. Gene Ontology annotation, molecular function: ATP binding; nucleic acid binding. Bases 1 to 2310 code for a protein of 769 amino acids.